UAUGGCUGAGAAGGCAGUUUGGGACAAUACAAAUGUGAAGCACUUGAUUGACAUAUGCAAGGAGGAGAUUUUAGCUGGGAAUAGGCCUGGAGGUUGUUUCACUAGAAAUGGUUGGAAGAAUAUGGAGGACAAGUUUUUGGCAAGGUGUGGGGUGAAAUUAGUAAAGACACAAUUGAAGAAUAAAUUGGACAAUUUGAAAAAAGAUUACACACAGUUCAGGUCUAGAACUAUGAAUUUUACUUUGAUGCAGUAUAAAUAUGGGGCCUACAUGCUAGUAGUCUUAUGAUGUAUUGAUUUCACAGUAUCUUUCGUUGGUCUUCUGCUUGUUCAUCAACAUUACACUUCAGAAUGCAUCUCAUUUCAGUGUUUCACUGCGCCUUUCACUCUAUCUUUGUGAAGCACCAUUCUUUUGUUGGAUAAUGUGUAACUCUAUACUCUUGUUACUUCAGAACAGCAAGGUGGGGUCACUCUUAGCUGGGUUGAUUGCUGGUCCUUCUACGCUCCUGAGUGGACCAGGAACUCAACAUACUAGUUUGGCUAUAUACAUUCUCAUGCGUGGCCUCUCUCUUCAUUUUCCUAGUCCAAACCUGCAACGGAUCACCUCCCAAAAUCAAAUGGCUCAUUGGAUUUCAGUUGGCUGGGAGGGUGGAUCAUGUUUUCCUGGACUACUUCGACAGCAAUCUCCAUCAAAUCUGUCAGGAGCAAAAACGACUCCUCCAAACUUUAUGAAGGAGCAGAGGACAUACUUCGCAGACGUCGGCGCCUCUUUGAGCUGCCAGUGGAAGAUUGGCCCCAUGGAGCCAAAAUUGCCGCCGCCGCCGCGCGCGCUGCCGCUGCCGCAUUUCACCCUCCCGCCCCUCGCCGGCGAGGGCCACCUCUUCGUGGCAGCGCUUCGCUCCCACAUCUCUGCCUCGCCGACCCCCACCGCCGCCUCGCUCUCCCGCUUCCUCCCGGGCCUCACCCCGCUCCGCCUCACCCACCUCCUCCUCCUCCUCGGCCCGUUGCUUGCCAAGGGGAUCCCACACGACCUCCUCGCCGCGCUCCUCCCUUUGCCUCCUCCGCCGCUCCCGCUCGCCGUCCUGCUCCACUCCCUUCCGCCGCGCCGCUGCAACGAGCUCCUCGCUUCAGUUCUCCCCUCCGUCUCGCCGCAUGCCUUCCCGGACCUCCUACACCACGUCCUCCUAACCGCCCGCCUCGCCAGCACAACACAGAGCGCCCCUGCAGUGCUAGCCCUUGACGUCCUCUUCUCCUCAUGCGCGCGGAACAAGAAGCUCUCCCGAGCCACGCUUGCCUACCGCUCCAUGCGCGCGCACGGCCUGCUACCAACCGUCGUCUCCUGCAACGUCUUCAUCUCGGCCGCACUGCGGUUGCGGCGCCCCGAGAUCGCCGUCUCUUUCUUCCGGGAGAUGCGCCGGUGCCGGAUGUCGCCCAACGUGUACACGGCCAACAUGGUGAUGCGCGCACACUGUGCCCUGGGGCGUGUCGCGGAGGCAGCCCAGGUGCUCGAUGAAAUGUCAGACUUGGGGAUUUGUAGAACGCCAACCAGUUUCAACACGCUAAUUGCCACGUACUGCAAGGACGAUGGUGGAAUGGAGCUCGCCUUUAGGCUAAAGAAGAGGAUGGAGCAGGAGGGGCUCAUGCCGAACGAGGUGACAUACAACGCGAUCUUGCAUGGAUUGUGCAAGAAGGGAAACAUGUGCCGGGCAAACCAGUUGGUGGGUGAGAUGAGGGCAAACGGGGUGGAGCCAAACACGGUUACGUUCAAUACACUGAUUCAUGGAUAUGUGAGGCUCGGCGAUAACGAGUCGGCAUCAAGGGUUCAUGAGGAGAUGGUGAAGGCUGGUGUGGGGGUAGAUAUGGUGACAUAUAAUGCACUUAUUCUUGGGCUAUGCAAUGAAGGAAAGGUGAAGAAGGCCGGGCAUUUGGUUCAGGAGCUUUGCAGGACAAAGCUUGAGCCGAAUGCGUCAACUUUCAUGUCAUUGAUUGUUGGGCAAUGGAAGAGGCAGAACUCGGAGCGAGCACUGGAUCUAUUAAAUGCAAUGAAAAAAAGUGGCUUCCAUCCGAAUUAUGAUGCAUAUAAGAUGGUUGUAUCCACUUUCUGCAAGAACAAGGAUUUUGAAGGAGCACUUGAUAUCUUGAAGGAUAUGCUUGCAAGGUGCAUGGCUCCAGAAAUGGACUUGUUGCAUGAAUUCUUUGAAGGCCUCUCUGAAGCUAAAAAACUGCACCUGGUGGAGGACCUCCGUUCAGUGGCCAACGGUGCAAGGUUUAUUCCUGAUGUCUACUAUACUGGUGAUUAUAGGAAUAAAGAUAAAGAGAAGAACGAAUGUUAACAUGCAUUCUGGACUACUAAGUCUCGUGAAUAUUGAAAAUGUGUUGGUCAAGUGGACUAAGAUGGUUCAAAGAAGUCAAGAAUUCCAAUCUUUAUAAUGGCAAAAUAGCCGAUUUUGUCCUCCAGCUUUUGCUUUUAAUGAAGGGUCAAUUUCAUCCCUAAACUAUCAAAACUACCGUUUCAAUCCCAGAACUUUUCCAUGCAGCUCAAUUUAGCCCUUUGUCCUACGUGUCUUGCCAUGUUGGCACACCAUAUCAGCAUCUAAGUGAUCCUGUUUUUUAGCAGCAACAUGUAUUGGUUCAUACACACUUCAAUAUGGCACAACAAAACUUUAGCUUCUAUCUACAUAUUUUUUUUCAUAAAAAGGAACUUUUGUGCAUGUAUAAUAAAUUUAUUCCUUAAAUUGGGAUCAACUUCCUUCUUUAAAAAAUGUACCCAUUUUAGUUUCAUCAAGGUCAAACUUUUAUAAUUGUCAAAUUUAGAAUUUUUUUAUAAACCACAGCUGACUGGAUGUUGACAAUGCGCGCCAACAUGGCAUGACAUGUAGGACAAAGGACUAAAUUGAGCCGGAUGAAUAAGUUUGAGAACUGAAAUGGUUGUUUUGAAAGUUUAGGGAUGAAGUUGAGCUUCGGCUCAAAGUUUGAGGAUGAAAUUGACUAUUCCGCCCUUUAUAAUUAUGCUGAUGUGAAACUUGUUUAGGGUGUGCUUCGGAGUUCUUUUCAGCAUAUUUCCACUUAUUGGUUCAGCCAUCCUUGCAGCACCUAGUUUGUGUAAAUCGUCAAAAUGCAAAUUCUGUUGAAGGACAACCUACCAAAAUUUUGGAAGCAGUGAAAUCAUGGAAACCUGUUGUACUUCAUGCCACACAGAGGGUGUCUAUGAAAACAAAAAACUUUCAUAAUCAUAGGAGGACUGCGCAUCUAUAUUCAGAAGAAAAGGGGUGGGGAAAAGAGCCCCAAGUGUUACAGCUAAGGGCCUGUAACCCGCCCAGUACAAACACAAAAGACUAUUCUCCUAAAACGAGGGAACGGAAGGACCAGACUACACACACACUAACUUAGCCUGCUGGUGGCACUAGAGCGAGGAGGUAAGACACCCCUCGAGCCCCAGCAAAAGACCACUGCAAAAGGUCAUCCUCUAAGGCAGAAAGGACCUUAGGCACACUAGGAGAGAUCCCAUCAAACACGCAGCGAUUGCGAUGGUUCCAAAUAGACCAGGCCCCUAGGAUGAUAAGAGAGUUUAACCCUUUUCGGACCAGCCCAUCAACUCUUCCAAUUGGCACCUGACCAGCAAUCAUCAAAUAUUGUUGGUAACUUGGGUGCAUACAUUGGAAGUGGACACCUGUACUAACAUAGCAUGGAUACCUGCAAUAUUUUUGUCAAAUGAGAAAACUGGGAAAGACAUCAUAUAGUCUUUUCACCUGUAUAGUUUGGUAUUAUCCAAGUUAAAGUAAGCUAAUCUUCAAUACUCAAGUGGAAAGGAGCUUGCCUAAAUAGAUAGGAUGCAACAGGUCUUCGAUACGCAAGUGGCGAUACCUAAGGUUUGUAGCCGUCCACUUUGAGAUGUGCAAGCCAGAUUUUAUUUAGAUUUGUAUCAACCCUAAUUUUCAUUGAUGUGCUAUUUGGGACUUCAGCACCAAAAUGCUAUUGGGGACUUGAACACCCUGAUUUUCAUUUUGCACAAGUAAAGUGACAGUAACUCCAAUAUAAACUGACUGGUCUUAGUGAAUGCUGCACAAGCUUGUUGAAUUCUGGUAAUGCGGCUAAUGCCAAGAGCAGCAUGGUGAUCACAAUUUAAGAAAUUUCAUACGAUCGUUCACUAUAUAAGCAGAUGUUACUAGAAUUGUGUAUUGCUGAAUGACCCCCUGAGAGCUUGGUUGCAUUACGACUAAGUGCCCAAAGUUUUUGUCAAGUAAUGACUGGUAUCAUGCCUGGCUCAUUAUACAAUGGACUCUGCGCCAGUAAUUCCCUGCAUCUAGUUUUUAUCAUCAAAUGGCCUAAAUGGGUUAACAGUGGUAAAACAGGGCUGUGUUUUGAAUCAUUUAACAAUUGUGUGGAAUUUUGUUUUUUUUUUCUUCUGCUUUUUGAGGACAUGUGUCUAGAGCAUUACAUAUAUGUGUAUAACAGGCACCUAGGGAUCUGUAGGAUGAUAAAUCCUCAUGCACUACCUUGCCUCUGGUUCAGUCAAUCUUAUGAUUUCACAGCUUUUCAGUUAAACCACAUGGCAUCAAGGGUGUGUUAGUUGUUUUUAACUAUUUCAUUUGCCAAUGAAAACUCCCGAGUUAACAUGUUUUGCGCAUAUAAAGGUGUUACUUGCUAUAUGCAGGGUGUGACGUGUGAUUGAUGGAGAAAUGUUCGUUUGUUCUAUGUACCGCUGCUGGGACCUUCAGGUAAAGAACUAAUAAGGCAGAUCAUAGAAGAUGAAGACUCAUUCUAGAUCAACAUUAUGCAGGUUCAUAAACUCGUGGAUGGCGUGGGAAAAAGAUCGAUUACCGCAAAGAUGAUGGCAUGCACUUCAAGAGCUGCUCUCGGUGGCAAUAAUCUUGCAGCAUUUUGGAAUGUCACGAAAAGUUAUGGUUUAUGUCGACUUGUCACUCAUUCUGGAAUCUGGGGGACCCAUUGCAAAAUUGCAAACCCAGCCUCAUCUUCGUGGACGUAUGCUUUGGGACUAGAAUGUUAACCAAAGCAGACGUUGCCUGCAAAACAAUGAUUAUGUCGACUUGUCACUCUCA
Messenger RNA from Panicum hallii, 5057 nucleotides. RefSeq names its product pentatricopeptide repeat-containing protein At4g26680, mitochondrial-like. Lineage: Eukaryota; Viridiplantae; Streptophyta; Magnoliopsida; Poales; Poaceae. The record is from RefSeq and is a predicted model, not a curated record. Gene Ontology annotation, molecular function: protein binding. The coding region runs from base 420 to 2330 and encodes 636 amino acids. The transcript is spliced from 5 exons.